GCUGCAACAUCUCCAGAAAUAAGGCUGACAGAGGGAGGGAGAGAAAAAAAAAGCCUUGCCCUCUCGGAGCCUCGCUGCAAAUCGCAAAUGAAUUGUCUGAGGCCGGGAUCGGGUGGAAGCGUUGCAGAGAUCAGGACUUUUGGCUGUUAUCGUGCAGUGUGCUGUGCUUGAGGAAUCCCAAGGCACAUCUUGCUAUGGCGCAAGGAAAUAAUUAUGGACAAAACGCGAGUAACAACGGAACGGCGGACGAAUCGCCCAACAUGCUGGUGUACAGAAAGAUGGAAGAUGUCAUAGCACGAAUGCAAGAAGAGAAAAAUGGGAUUCCAAUCCGCACAGUCAAAAGUUUUUUGUCAAAGAUCCCUAGUGUAUUUUCUGGUGCAGAUAUUGUCCAGUGGCUAUUGAAGAAUCUGAACAUUGAAGACCAAGGUACAAUUACUGAGAUUCAAGCUGUGGAAGCACUGCACCUUGGAACACUGAUGGCAGCUCAUGGCUAUUUCUUCCCAAUCUCAGACCAUGUACUGACGCUGAAAGAUGAUGGAACUUUCUACAGAUUCCAGACACCAUACUUUUGGCCAUCCAACUGUUGGGAGCCAGAAAAUACUGACUAUGCGGUUUAUCUCUGCAAGCGAACAAUGCAAAAUAAAGCCCGGUUGGAGUUGGCGGAUUAUGAAGCUGAGAGUUUGGCUCGUCUACAAAGAGCAUUUGCUCGAAAAUGGGAAUUUAUCUUCAUGCAAGCAGAAGCCCAAGCAAAAGUUGAUAAGAAAAGAGAUAAAAUUGAAAGAAAAAUUCUUGAUAGUCAAGAAAGAGCAUUCUGGGAUGUACACAGACCUGUGCCAGGAUGUGUAAAUACUACAGAAGUGGACAUUAAGAAAUCAUCCCGAAUGAGAAAUCCUCACAAAACAAGAAAGUCUGUCUAUGGACUACAAAACGAUGUCCGAGGUCACAGUCCCACCCAUGCCCCUGUGCCAGAAGCUAAGCAACCAACAGUAGAAGAGCUACAUCAACUGAUAAAAUUCUGGCAAAUGCAGCUAGAUAGGCAUCGGUUAAAAAUGUCAAAAGUUGCAGAGAGUCUGAUAGGGUACACAGAGCAGUAUAUGGAAUUUGAUCCAUUCCUCAUAAGCCCUGAACCUUCAAACCCAUGGACAUCUGAUGAUAUUUCCUUCUGGGAGCUGGAAGCAAGCAAGGAACCAUAUGGACAGAGGGUAAAGCGAUGGGGUUUCUGCAUUGAUGAAGUUUUAAAAGAUCCUGUUGGCCGUGAACAGUUCCUUAAGUUUGUGGAGUCUGAAUUCAGUUCUGAGAACCUCCGGUUCUGGUUAGCUGUCCUGGACCUGAAGAAAAGGCCCAUUCGUGAGGUGCCGUCUCGUGUUCAAGAAAUCUGGCAAGAGUUUUUAGCCCCAGGAGCCCCUAGUGCCAUAAAUGUAGACUCCAAAAGCUACGACAAGACCACACAAAAUGUGAAAGACCCAGGAAGAUACGCAUUUGAAGAUGCUCAGGAGCACAUUUACAAACUGAUGAAGAGUGAUUCCUACCCUCGUUUCAUACGUUCCAGUGCCUAUCAGGAGCUGCUCCAGGCUAAAAAAAAGGGAAAGUCACUCACUUCGAAGCGGUUGACAAGUCUGGUGCAGUCUUACUGAUGCGAUCACUCACACCUCAGCUGAGGAGCAGGCCUGAUCAGUUGUUCAAAGCUAUAAUUCACUGUGUAUCCUGAACCCAAAAGACAUUGUACCAUUCUUUGCAUGAAUGAGGAUCUGACUUUUGUUUCCUCUCCGU
Molecule: messenger RNA, 1770 nt
Organism: Pristis pectinata (smalltooth sawfish)
Lineage: Eukaryota; Metazoa; Chordata; Chondrichthyes; Rhinopristiformes; Pristidae
Product: regulator of G-protein signaling 7
Exons: 17
Coding region: 195-1634 (479 amino acids)
Biological process (GO): intracellular signal transduction; regulation of G protein-coupled receptor signaling pathway; G protein-coupled receptor signaling pathway
Source: RefSeq, a predicted model, not a curated record